UAAUAUGAUUAACUUAAAAAUAUCUAUUGAAUACAAUUUCAUUUUACAAUGAAACGUGGCUAUAAGAGAAGACGAAAGGGGGUUUUGCCGAUUAAUUGCUAAAAUCGGCGAACCCAUUCAGUAAAUUUUAAAAUCAAAAAAUAUAUGAAAAUAUAUGGUAACUUCCUUAAUACGACAAAAACGAGUUAUACAAAUAACUAUAACUAUUCCUUUUCAAAGGAGUGAACAAUUGAGAGUAAGUCAAAAACUUUCUGCAGUUUCGAACGAUAAAAUAAAAAUACGCCUUUGAAAAAUUUCGGUGAAAAAAAGAAACGAAAAACGAAAACCGAAAAACGAAAACCGAAAAGUGAAGAAAUUUGCUUAAACACCCACGCAUUCGUUGUAUACGCAGUCAAGUGAAAAAGACGCAAACACCACACGUACACAACACACAACACACAUACACACACAACACGAGUCCAUAGCUGACACAGAGCAAGACAAGUUCUAUAGGAAAGUAAUCACGCACUUCGUACUUAUAUACGUCGUAUACACUCCCAAACACACAACACACAUGCACACAGCUCGGAACAUGUAUAUAUCCUUCGUAUUUUUGCUGUUUGUACGUUUGGUUAUAUGUGAUGAUGAUGAGCACUCUUCGUCUAUAUGGCCCAACUCUUCUGGAGUGUAUACAGAAGUUAAGCAUGGCUCUGCUAGGCAAUUAUUAGGCUCAAGUUUUGUUCGUGAUGAUAUUGGCUUACAGCAUCAACAGCAACCAACUCAGCAGCAUAUAGUCUCUCAACAACAUCAGCAACAGACACGACACGGUGCGGGCUCUAGAAAACUUAAAUCUAAACCCAAGCUCCGGCCCCAGCAACAAGUACAAAAAAGUGACCAGCAAUUAAGUCAAUUUGAAAAUGAGAAUCUGCACCCAUCUGUGCAUCCACCGCAUGAAAAUCCAGAUGAAGAUUAUUUUGGACAAGAUCUUCAUCAUUAUGAGUUUCCUACAACUGAACCUGUACUGCCAAUUGCUCCUGAUAGUGGAUCAAUUAGUGGUGCAGCAGGAGAAGUACCACGACAUCGCGAAGUAGGAGCUCGCAGAGCCGGCAGUCGAACAGACUUAUAUGGUGUCCGUGAAUCUGGAGAUAGACGGGAGAUGACUCGUGGUCGAGAGGGCUAUAUGAACAUGUUGCAUACAAAAGAGAAAGUUUUUCGUCCUCACGUUUCUCUAGUGAAUGAUGAAACCCGUUUACAAAGUCCCAAUGAUGGUUUCGGGCAUGAAUGUCAAAAUAUCUGCGGUGAGACGCAAUGGCAAUGUUUAGCAUCUUGCAGGUGUAUAGAGCAAUCAGAACGAUGUGAUAAGACAGCCCAAUGUAAUGACGGUUCAGAUGAAUAUGACUGCGAUGCUGUUGGCGAUAUGAUGUCUAAACUGCAAAGAGAAUGUGAACAAACUGGCUUACAUGUUAUGUGUCCCAAAACUUAUCGCUGCAUAAAUAAGGAUUGGUUGUGUGAUGGAGACGAUGAUUGUGGAGAUUACACAGAUGAAACUCACUGUGGUGCUCGCACGAAUUGUACUGAUGAUCAAUUUGAAUGUCAAAAUGGUUUUUGUAUUCCCAAACAAUGGGUAUGUGAUGGAGAAAAUGAUUGUAAGGAUUUUUCUGACGAGGCCCAUUGUAAUAGAACAAGUUGCUCUGAUGAACAUUUUACCUGUAAUGAUGGCUAUUGCAUUUCUAUUGCAUUCCGUUGCGAUGGUGAGCGCGAUUGUAAUGAUAAUUCAGACGAAUACAAAUGCAAAGCAGUCAUGAACAGUUGCCCUGAAGGUGAAUUUAAAUGUCGAGGCGGCUUAGGUGGAGCAGGUGGACCCAGUGGACAAUGUAUACUUAAUCGCUUCCGUUGUGAUGGUGAUAAUGAUUGUGGCGACUGGAGCGAUGAGGAACAUUGCCCACAGAAACCAUCUCAAUGCACAGCCAGUGAAUAUAAAUGCGCAGAUGGGACUUGCAUUCCGAAGCGAUGGAAAUGUGACAAAGAACAGGACUGUGAUGGAGGUGAAGAUGAAAAUGAUUGUGGAAAUAUGAAUGCUGGUCAGCCAAUAACUUGCGGCAAUGAUGAAUUCACUUGUCAUAAUGGCAGAUGUAUUUUGAGAACGUGGCUUUGUGAUGGGUACCCAGAUUGCUCUUCUGCCGAAGAUGAAGUUGAAUGUCAUUUGGAAUGUGAUCCCGGUCAAUUUCUAUGUCCUGCAAAGAAAAAUAUUACAAAUCUUAAAAUUUGUGUGCACCAAAAACACGUAUGCGAUGGACAAAAUGAUUGUCCAUUAGGUGAAGAUGAGGUUAAUUGCCCUCAGCCUCGGGAAUGUUAUCCAAAUACUCCAUGUGAACAGCUCUGUAUUACUUCUGCAAAGGGUCGUAACGAAUGUGCUUGUCGACUGGGAUUUCUAAUGCAUCCAAAUCGAAGAAACUGUACUGACAUCGAUGAAUGCACAUUUCUAACAAGUCCCGUAUGCUCACAAAAAUGUCAUAACACUCAUGGGUCUUUUAUUUGCGCAUGUGAGGAAGGAUAUAUUUUGCGCCCUGACUUGCGUACGUGUAAAGCACUUGGAGGUGCAAUGACUCUCCUAGUGGCAAAUCGUUGGGAUAUUCGCAGAGUUACUUUAAGCAAUAAUCGGUAUUCAGCCAUUGUAAAAGGCCUUCAUAAUGCUAUUGCGCUUGAUUAUCACUACAAAAAGGGAAUUAUGUUUUGGUCUGAUGUUUCCACUGAUGUUAUAAAAAUGGUGUACAUGAACGGUACUCGUGUACGAGACGUUAUAAAGUGGGGUCUCGAAUCACCCGGAGGAAUUGCUGUAGAUUGGAUACAUGAUUUACUCUUCUGGACCGAUUCUGGUACACGGCGAGUUGAAGUUUCGAAUUUUCAGGGUAAUUUACGUGCGGUUAUUGCAUCUAAUGACUUGGAUAAACCACGUGCUAUAGUUAUACAUCCAGGGGAAGCCUUUGUAUUUUGGAGUGACUGGGGGCCAAAUCCAAAAAUUGAGCGCUCCUAUAUGGAUGGAACUCAAAGGGAAAUGAUUAUUUCUAAAGGAGUUACUUGGCCAAAUGGACUUGCUAUUGAUUAUCCUAGCCAUAAACUCUACUGGGCUGAUGCAAAACAGCAUGCUAUAGAGUGCUCAAAUUUUGAUGGUUCAGAUCGGGUUAAAAUAUUGAGCAGUCAUUUACCACAUCCCUUCGCAUUGACUAUUUUUGAAGAUACUAUGUACUGGACGGAUUGGAAUACAAAAACUGUGUCUGCAGCAAACAAAAUAACAGGAAAAGGUUUUCGUUCAGUCCAUGAAAAUUUUCAUUUUCCUAUGGAUAUUCAUGCUUAUCAUCCAGCUAGACAACCAAACUAUAACGACCGUUGUCAGAAAGACCGCAGAGGUCUUAGAGGAGGUUGUUCACAUUUAUGCCUACCCAAUAAAACUUCAAGACGAUGUGGUUGUCCCAUAGGCCUCUCACUUAAAGAAGAUGGCAAAACCUGUAAGAGCGCUCCAGAGAAAUUAGUGCUAGUAGCUCGGCGAAAAGAUAUUCGGCUUAGACAACUUAAUGUAAAAGCAUCAAGUACUAAUGAAGUAGAUAUGAUAGUUCCAUUAGAUAACAUCAAACAUGCCGUGGCCCUCGAUUGGUGUAACGAUGAUUAUAUAUAUUGGACUGAUGUAGAAAGAAGUUCAAUCAAUAAAGCACACUUAAACGGCAGUUAUCAACAAAAAGUGGUACAUUCAAACCUGAUUUCUCCUGCUGGUCUUGCUUUAGACUGGGUUACAGAUAAAUUGUAUUGGACGGAUCCUGAUACCAAUCGCAUUGAAGUGGCAACAACUAAUGGAAAAAUUAGAACUCUAUUAAUUUGGGAAAAACUAGACAGGCCACGUGAUAUUGUAGUGAACCCAAUUGACGGUCUACUGUUCUGGUCAGAUUGGGGAGAACACCCGAUGAUUGAAAAAGCUCAUAUGGAUGGAAAGAAUCGUGUUGUUAUAUCAUCUAAAAAUCUUAUAUGGCCAAACGGUUUAGCUAUUGAUUACGAUCAACAGAAAGUGUAUUUUGUUGACGGGGGGAUCAAAACAUUAGAAAAUAUGAACUUUGAUGGUAGCGGUCGUACAACUAUUUUAAGUGGUCUCGGUCAUCCAUUUGGUUUAGAUGUAAGUGAAAAUCGCGUAUAUUGGACAGAUUGGGACACAAAAUCGGCGCUUAGUGCUGAUAAAUUAACUGGAAAGGACAUAACCACUAUAAUAGCUAAUUCAACUGAUUUGAUGGAUAUACGAGUCUUUCACCGUUCACGAAGGCGUACACAUAAUGCAUGUGGAAAAUCAAAUGGAGGUUGUUCCCAUUUAUGUCUUUUAAAUCCAACUAGCUAUAGUUGCGCAUGUCCAGUUGGUGUACAAUUAAAGGAUGAUCUACGCAGUUGCUCUGAGGGUCCUGCUAAAUACAUAUUAUUUGCGCAUCGCGUAGACAUUAGGCAAAUAUCAUUAGAUUUCGACCAUCUUAUUGAUGUUGUUUUACCUUUGCCUCCUAUAUCAAAUGCAGUAGCAUUAGAUGUUGAUAAACAGACUGGUGUUAUAUAUUGGUCCGACACUAUUGAAGAUGUUAUAAUGAGUUCAACAUCUGAUGGCUUACAUGUAAACAAAGUAAUUGGUGAGAGUUGUGAUAAUCCAGAUGGUCUAGUUGUUGAUUCUGUUGGACGAAUGAUUUACUGGGCUGAUGCUGGACGUCACACAAUUGAAGUUGCUAGUCUUGAUGGUAAACAUCGACAUCUUAUAGCAUGGAAAGACUUGGAAUCACCACGUGGGUUAGCUUUAGAUUAUGAGGCAGGGUUGUUAUUUUGGACAGAUUGGGGGCAUUAUCGUAAAAUUGAACGUGCUCACAUGGAUGGAGAAAAUAGACAUCGAAUUGUUACAUCUCAUCUAGGCUGGCCAAACGGUUUGUCUCUAGACUUAAAAUCCAAACGCAUAUAUUGGGUAGACGCACAGCUCAAAACUAUUGAUUCCUGCGACUAUACCGGUAAUCAAAGAAAGCUAAUCAUGUCUGCAUUGCACCAUCCAUAUGCCUUAGCACUCACAGAUGACUAUUUGUUUUGGACUGAUUGGAAAUCAAAAGCUUUACACAUGGCUGAACGCAGAAAUAUUACUGCUAAGAAAGAUAUAAUGAAUAAUAUUGAUGGUCUAAUGGAUAUAAAAGUUAUUACGGCAAAUCAAACAUUGCCACUCAAUGCUUGUGGCAAAAAUAAUGGUAACUGCUCACAUUUGUGUUUACGCAACCCAGAGGGAUACUCCUGUAAAUGUCCCAUUGGCGUUAAGUUGAAGAAUGAUAGCAAAACGGAAUGCCAAGCUCUUCCAGAGGAUUACUUAUUAAUUGCGUUAAGGUCAGGUAUUGGCAUGAUAUCUCUCAACGCCCCUGAUUAUAUGGAUGUGGUGUUACCCAUUAACGGAGUGCAUGGCGCAGUUGUUUUGGAUUUUCAUUAUCAGCGUAACUGGUUGUUCUUUGCCGACGUAAAUUUAGAUGUUAUACGUCGCAUUAACCUAUUAAAUUUUACUGAAAGUAAAAUUAUUGUCAAUACUGAUUUGUUAACACCAAAUGGCAUUGCUGUCGAUUGGGUGGCUAACAAUUUAUAUUGGUCGGACUCCGACAGAAAAUUAAUUGAAGUUUCACGUUUAGAUGGCAGUUCUAGGAAAAAAUUAGUAACGGAUGAUAUGGGCGAUCCGAGAUCAUUAAUUGUACAUCCAAAACGAGGAUAUCUCUUCUGGUCCGACUGGGACACACCAGCACGCAUUGAACGUAGCUAUUUAGAUGGUACAAACCGCACUACCAUUGUCACGAGCAAUAUUGGUUUACCAACUGGACUAACUAUAGAUUUCGAUAAUGGACGUUUGCUUUGGGCUGAUGCCCUUGAAGACAAUAUUGCGUGCGUGGACUUUAAUGGAGCACGACGUACUACCAUUGUACAAUAUGCUCCGCAUCCAUUUGGACUAACAAUGUUCGAGAGCAGUAUUUAUUGGACUGACUGGUACAAUAAAUCAGUUUAUCGAUCCUAUAGAAUGACGCGAGGUUUUAGUAAUCCAUUUGAAAUACGUGAUGCGCUCAGUGGUGCGCUUGACAUCCGUGCUGUUUCAGCAAAACGACAAUCAAAUGAUUGGAAUCAAUGUGCACAAGAUAAUGGCGGAUGUACAAACCUCUGUCUUUAUCGAGGCUAUAAGUAUGUGUGUGCCUGUCCCGAUCGAUUUGAUCAUGAUUGUUCAGAAACACCUAGAUUUAUAAUACCUCCACGUUCUGAUGAAAAUGAACCUGAGUAUCCUUGGGAUGUAACCGAGGGUUAUGGUUCUUCCACAGAGGAUAUGGAUAAUGAAUAUGAAACACGCAAAACAAAUCAGAAAGAAACAGUUAUACUUAUAGCAAGCGGAAUUGUGACCGUAUUACUGAUUUUAAUUAUUAUUGCUAUUAUAUUAUUAAUGUUUAACUCAAAACGAACUAAAACAAAACGACAUUCAAGAGGUUCAAGUCGUUCAGUAUUGACUUUUUCUAACCCUAAUUAUAAUGUUGAUGGAACACCAAUGGAACCAAAGACAAACAUUUGGAAACGAUUUAAAUAUGAUAAAUCGCAUGAGAGGGUUUACGAAGAGCGCAGUCUCACAACUGAGACAGCUUCAUCCAGUCUAUUCGUUCCAACGCCUUCCCCAAUGGCCUCGCCAUCUACCAAAAAUAUGCAGAUCACUACACUAUCAACUAUUACAUAAAAACUUAUUUGAUUUGAAAAAAUUAUUACAAAAUAAAAAUUUAUA
This is a messenger RNA of Teleopsis dalmanni, 6775 nucleotides long. RefSeq names its product low-density lipoprotein receptor-related protein 4 (gene Lrp4). Gene Ontology annotation, molecular function: protein binding; calcium ion binding. Lineage: Eukaryota; Metazoa; Arthropoda; Insecta; Diptera; Diopsidae. The record is from RefSeq and is a predicted model, not a curated record. The transcript has 19 exons. The coding region runs from base 554 to 6730 and encodes 2058 amino acids.